UUCAUUCUUCUUCAUGUUCCCAGCAGAGAGUACGCAAUGACUGCUUUACGAUUCGUUAGAUCUGUCUGGGAGUCCUUCCGGGCUACUUCCGGCUUGGAGCCACGACUCCUUGAUAACCUGCAAGUCACGGCUGCCAGACCUGGUGUUGUCAAUUUUGAAUUGGAUAUCAAGAAAGAGCAUACGAACCGCUUGAACAUCCUCCAUGGAGGGACCAUCGCGAGCAUGGUCGACCUUGGAGGCUCUUUGGCUGUUGCUUCCCGUGGGCUCUUUGCUACUGGCGUCUCGACAGAUCUCAAUGUGACAUAUCUCAGUUCUGGAGGCAAAGUUGGCGACAAAAUUCUGGCGGAGGUUACUUGUGACAAGUUCGGCAAAACGCUUGCGUAUACCUCUAUCAAAUUCAUGAACAGCAAAGGCGACAUCUUUGCGCGAGGAAGCCACACGAAAUUCAUCGCCCUUGCCUGGAAAGACCCCAAAAACAUUGUGGAACAGCUCCAGAAGGAAAGCUCGUCAUGAACUAGCCAAGUCCACAGUCUGGGAUACUGUAUAAACUGUAAUUAUACCUCAAUAGUUACACUCAACAUAGAGAGGGAUAGAUAGAUCGACUGUUCCGAAACAUAAAUGAUAGUUCUACUUAUUUCGUAAU
Penicilliopsis zonata CBS 506.65 is the source of this 643-nucleotide messenger RNA. RefSeq lists its product as hypothetical. Gene Ontology annotation, molecular function: fatty acyl-CoA hydrolase activity. Lineage: Eukaryota; Fungi; Ascomycota; Eurotiomycetes; Eurotiales; Aspergillaceae. Bases 37 to 513 code for a protein of 158 amino acids. The record is from RefSeq and is a predicted model, not a curated record. The transcript has 10 exons.